This is a messenger RNA of Nematocida minor, 798 nucleotides long. RefSeq lists its product as uncharacterized. The transcript has a single exon. Lineage: Eukaryota; Fungi; Microsporidia. Bases 1 to 798 code for a protein of 265 amino acids. The record is from RefSeq and is a predicted model, not a curated record.
AUGGAGCACUCUGUGAGCAGUUGGAUAUUCAGAUGCGCACAGACUGUGUAUAUACUGUCGUGUGCAAAUGGAGCACCUAUGAGUCUGUGCACUCUGCUAUUGUACAAAAGAGAGAAUGUUCUCUACAUCAGUAGAAUGGAAAGCAUGUCAAGAGCUAAGGGCCUUGGGAGGAUGGUUCUAAUUGAAAACCUAAAGAAAGUAGUGGCUGCGCUGGGAUACCCUGCAGUAUACUUGUACUCCAAGCCCGUAGACUCAGAACAUCUGCACACAGACAGCCCAAUAUCCCAUCCAGUGCGGCUGUGCGCGUACUGGGAGAGCGUAAUGAGUGGCAUAGGAUAUGAAAGUGAGCGAAUAGGCCACGCAGAGGCAAGAAAUGGGUCGUACAGAGACAUCCUGCUAAAUAACAAAAGGAUUGCUAAGUGUCUAGGAAGAAUAAAAGAUGAGCCCAUAAGCAGAGCAAUGAAGAAUGCGCCAAGUGCCAGUAUGGAUGAUAUUAUGACUAUCCUGUGCUCUAGCAGAGAUCUGACCAGUGGAGUGCUUUUAUUUAGCAAAAAGGCCCAGGCAAAAGAAAGAGAGAAUAGUCCGCAGAAUACUGGCAGAACCAAACGAGUGCAUUGCAUAGAUAAGAUCACAAAAGAAGACAUCGUAAGAGCACUAGACGAUCUGCAUACAGCAGAAAAGUAUUUAAAAUCCAAAGGAGUAGCAGAAAUGCACCAGACAAUAAGAGAAGAAGAUAUCCCAAAAAGAGAGCCUGUUAAAAUAGCCAAAAUAACCAAAUUAAGAACAAAAUCUGCAUAA